UAUGCGUAUUGGUUAAAUUACCAUAGAAAUAAAUAGAACAAGUAACAACAACCUUUGGUUAGAAUAUUUGAAGAAAGACCUCACAAGUCGACAUGGAUAAAGGAGAGAUUCCAGAGGACGCCAACGAGCAUUGCCCAGGUCCCCAAGCCGAAACUGCUGGAAAGUCAGAGUCCUGCGCAGGUUGCCCUAAUCAACAAGUAUGUGCCAGUGGCACUGCUCCUAAGGGACCUGAUCCAGAUUUGGUUGCUAUAUCUGAAAGAAUGGCAACCGUGAAGCACAAGAUACUGGUUCUUUCUUGCAAAGGCGGGGUUGGUAAGAGCACUUUCUCAGCUCAGCUCUCGUUUGCCCUAGCGGGAAUGGACCAUCAAGUAGGCCUGAUGGACUUGGACAUAUGCGGGCCAAGCAUGCCCAAAAUGUUAGGCCUGGAAGGGCAAGGCAUUCACAAGAGCAACUUCGGAUGGCAACCGGUUUACGUGGGAGACAACCUCGGUGUCAUGUCCAUAUCUUUCGUGUACCCCGAGUCUGCUGACGAGCCUGCCAUCUGGAGCGGUCCACGCAAAACCGAUCUCAUCAAACGGUUUUUAAAAGACGUUUACUGGAGCGACAUCGAUUACCUUGUGGUUGACACCCCACCAGGAACCUCAGACGAGCACAUCACCAUCUCCAGUUGCCUUGCGGGGAUCGACGGUGCUAUCAUCGUCACGACUCCCCAGGAAGUAGCCAUGGCCGACGUUAGAAAGGGAGUGAACUUUUGCAAGAGAAAAGGGAUCGACGUGCUGGGAGUAGUAGAGAACAUGAGUGGUUUAGUUCAACCGUUGAGUGACUUCAAGUUCACGAAGCAGCUGGGAUCCUCGGCCGUGGACGUGACGGAAGACAUGAUCUCUUGCUUAAGAGAGAAUGCACCGCCAGAGAUUUUUCUAGAUGAUGUGUUUGUGUGGAGCCAAGUGUUUGACGGCAGCGGAGGAGGUGCGGAGAGGAUGUGUGAGGAAAUGGGAGUGCCGUUUCUUGGGAAAGUUCCUUUGGAUCCACAGCUUUGCAGAGCAGCCGAGAGAGGUAAGUCAUGCUUUGAGGGUAACAAGUGUUCUGUCAGCGCACCUGCACUUAAGAGCAUCAUAGAGAAAGUCAUUGCUUCCAUAAAUAUCAAGGAAGACCUCAGCACUGGUGGUGGAGAGAAAAAAGAAACCCCAUAAAUUUGAAGUGAGAGCAGCCUUUUUGUUUGUUUUUAUGUUUUUAUGUAGUUUUAUAGGGGCAUUACUUCACAUGUUUAGUAUGAGAUAUUGAACCAUCAUGGCCAAUUCUAUGCUUAAUCUUUUAUCACUGACAAAGGUUUCUAU
This is a messenger RNA of Raphanus sativus (radish), 1334 nucleotides long. Its product is annotated as cytosolic Fe-S cluster assembly factor NBP35-like. Lineage: Eukaryota; Viridiplantae; Streptophyta; Magnoliopsida; Brassicales; Brassicaceae. The record is from RefSeq and is a predicted model, not a curated record. The coding region runs from base 93 to 1190 and encodes 365 amino acids. Gene Ontology annotation, biological process: iron-sulfur cluster assembly. The transcript has 3 exons. Gene Ontology annotation, molecular function: 4 iron, 4 sulfur cluster binding; ATP binding; ATP-dependent FeS chaperone activity. Gene Ontology annotation, cellular component: cytosol.